This is a messenger RNA of Durusdinium trenchii, 1374 nucleotides long. The record is from the annotation of a GenBank genome assembly. NCBI's taxonomy places the organism in Eukaryota, Dinophyceae, Suessiales, Symbiodiniaceae.
AUGGAGCUGCCGGACCGAUGGAGGGAUCGGCUGCAGACUCCGAACCCAAAGAGGAGGAGCAAGAGGAGGGGGCGGCCACGGCCACAGGACCCACAGGAAUGGCAAGACUGUGCCUCAGAGCAUGAGGACGCCCAGGCCACCGAGGCCACCGAGGCCACCGAGGCUGUCGAGGCUGAGACGGUGCCGGUGCCCGGAGAGUCUCCGGACCCUGGUCCUUCGCGGCCGCUCUUGCCCUCGCUCGCCUCCGCCAGUGAUGCGAGCCAUCGCAUCUGGCGGAAGCCCCAUCGGAAGUGCCGGGAAGAGACGGACGAGACGAAAGAGUGGUAUCUGCACAAACGCCACGUCCUGGUCUUCACCUACAGUGGGAAGCCGGUCUAUUCCCGAUACGGAGAGGAGGACGGUCUCAGUGGCACCACUGGGGCCUUGUCGGCGAUCGUGUCCAAGAUGGCGAAGUUCUUCUUCAACGGCACCUCUUCCAGCGACUGCUUGAGGUAUAUGUUGGCUGGCGAUCACGUCUUUGCCUUCUUGGAGAAGGGCCCAUUGUGGUUAGUGUGCAUUUCCUGCACCGGGGACCUCUAUGCUGACUUGGUGGGCCUUCUUGAGCGUGUGCAUAUGCAAAUCAUCACCAUCCUGACGGCGGGCAUUGAGAAGACCUUGGUGAACCGGCCCAACUACGACAUGCGAGGUUUGCUCGGAGGUACUGAACAAGUGGUGAACAAUAUCAUUCGAUGGUGCGCACAGGACAUGCUCUUGCAAUGCGAGGGCGUCGAGCCACUGCCUUUGCCUCCGAGCAUUCGCGCCAUCGCGGCGGAGGCCCUGAAAUCUGCUCGACUGCCAAAUGUCCUCUUCGCAUUCUUAAUGGCAGGACAGCGUCUGCUGGCGGCGGUCUCCAACAGGCAAUUCCAGAUGAGCUCGCUGAACUUAGGGAUGGUGGUGAACAUCAUCAUGUCCUCAGCAUCCUUGCGAACGGGCGAGUCCUGGAUCCCGGUCUGCCUGAGCCGCUACAACGACAAGGGCUUCGCCUAUGCCUACAUUUCCUUCAUCGAAGGAUCUGAAAUCGGAGUCGUGUUCCUUUCCACGGCAUCGGAUGGUGAGCAGUUCUAUGCCAUAUCGCAGCAAGCAGCUGCUGUCAAGGAGACCUUGCAGCAGCUGGGGGAGCCUGACUGCUGGGUGGGAUGGAUCGCCAAUGAAGCCGCCCCCCCCAACGAAGCCAAUCUAUUGCUCAGGGAGGCGACUUCCAAGACGGAGGCGACUUCUGAGACGCAGGUAUGCCUUUUUCGACUCCUAUUUCGGAGUCGAACUCCGCUUGAAGGAGUUGUCCUUCAGAUCCCCCCCAGAUCCCCCGCUCGGAGCAUGGUUGAUGACUCCAAGUAG